AUUCAGAUUCUGUGCCCAAAAUAUCCACAAUACGCAAACGCAACUUCUCACUAACUACCCAAAUAACUCACUUGACAACAAGCGCAAAGUCUGAACCCAAGUACUUCCAUUGAAUUACCUAAAAUAUCAUAUUUUGAAAUCCAAUAUCAGAUUUUUCUGUUGAAACUGAGCUUCAAAUCAUGUCAGCUUUUACAUCAACAGCUCUACAAUAUUCAUCCACAUCAUAUUUACAAUCAUGGGCACCUUAUUUAGAAGGUACACGUGAUCAUAAUUCACGGUGUGUCAGAGUGAGAUCAUACAAACCUACUUCUCAGAUAUUACACCAACAGAACGUUGCAAGGGGGCUAACAAUCCAGAACACAGCCACAAAGCCAGCGAAAUCACCAGCUGAAGAAGAAUGGAAGGUUAAGCGAGAAUUACUGCUGAAAAAAAGGGUAAAAAGUGUGGAAGCAAAAGAAGCUCUGCGCCUUCAGAAAGAAAAUAAUUUUGUGAUUCUUGAUGUAAGGCCAGAAGCAGAGUUCAAGGAGGCUCAUCCCCCAGAUGCGAUUAAUGUUCAAGUAUACAGGCUUAUAAAAGAGUGGACAGCCUGGGACAUUGCCAGACGUGCUGCAUUUGCAUUUUUUGGUAUUUUCUCUGGCACAGAAGAGAACCCCGAGUUUAUCAAAUCUGUUGAGGCAAAACUAGAUAAAAAUGCAAAGAUAAUAGUAGCUUGCUCAGCAGGAGGAACAAUGAAACCAACACAAAAUCUGCCAGAAGGUCAACAAUCUAGGUCUCUAAUAGCAGCUUACUUGCUGGUCCUUAAUGGUUACAACAAUGUCUUCCAUCUAGAAGGCGGGCUUUACUCGUGGUUUAAAGAGGAUCUACCAAGUGUUUCAGAGGAGGAGUGAACGAAUGAAUCUAUUGCUAAUAUUCUGCAUGCAGAGAAGCCUGGACCUAGUUUUGACCAUAAUGAGGAUGCUGAUAAAUGCAUACAAGGGAAAGAUCAGAACAGAUGAAUUGAAAUGUAAUCAUUGAACUGGUGUAAAAAUUUAGUAUGAGAGAAAAUGUCAAGUUACAUUCUCUAAAGAUUUCCUCCACAGCUUUAACAUGAAAGCGUGUAUUUCAGCAUCAUAUUAUCACA
Messenger RNA from Cicer arietinum (chickpea), 1120 nucleotides. RefSeq names its product rhodanese-like domain-containing protein 14, chloroplastic. The record is from RefSeq and is a predicted model, not a curated record. NCBI's taxonomy places the organism in Eukaryota, Viridiplantae, Streptophyta, Magnoliopsida, Fabales, Fabaceae. Gene Ontology annotation, cellular component: chloroplast.